Messenger RNA from Anopheles merus, 4526 nucleotides. RefSeq names its product ornithine decarboxylase 2-like. Gene Ontology annotation, molecular function: ornithine decarboxylase activity. Gene Ontology annotation, cellular component: cytoplasm. The record is from RefSeq and is a predicted model, not a curated record. The transcript has 2 exons. Bases 58 to 1407 code for a protein of 449 amino acids. NCBI's taxonomy places the organism in Eukaryota, Metazoa, Arthropoda, Insecta, Diptera, Culicidae.
AUCCCGACUGUCCCAUGCUCAGUAGACGACACGCGUUCGAAGUGAUCACUGCCCACGAUGGACACGCGCCAAGACACUCACCUAGCCAAGCUUAACAAUGUGACAAUUCGGCCAGCCUCGGCGGGAACGCUUGAGGAGGAAAUUAGUCGCAUAAUCGAAGAUGAGCCCCGGGAACAUCCGCUCCAUCUGCUCGAUCUCGACGAUCUGGUAAGCAAACAUCUCGUCUGGCUACGAUCGAUGCCACGCGUCACUCCUUUCUACGCCGUCAAGUGCAACGAUGAUCCGGCAAUACUGGCCACGCUGGCCGCCCUCGGUACCGGGUUCGACUGUGCAUCGGAGGCCGAAAUGCGCACCAUCCUAGCGCUCGGCGUAACGCCCGACCGUAUCAUCUUUGCGCAUCCGAUCAAAUCCGUCCAAGCGCUUGCGUUUGCCAAAGCGCACGGCAUCCGGCGCAUGACGUUCGACAACGAAUGUGAGCUGGAGAAGGUGGCGCGCGCAUACCCGGAGGCCGAGCUUGUGUUGCGCAUACGGCACGAUUCCGACCGGGUGCUGAUUGCGCUGGGCAAGAAGUUUGGCUGCGAUGCCCGGGGUGAUGGACGCGUGCUGCUGGCACGCGCCAAGGCACUCGGCGUAGCCGUGAUCGGUGUUAGCUUUCACGUGGGCUGUGGCAGCUUGGAUGCGAACUGUUUCUACCAUGCGAUAGCAUCGGCUCGAUCAGUGUUUGAUUAUGCGAAGGAUGAGCUGGGCAUGCGACUGUGGCUGCUGGAUGUGGGUGGUGGAUUCCCGGGAGACAACGACAAACCGAUCGAUCAGUACGCGGAAGCGGUAUCGCGAGCGUUGCAAGAGUUCUUCCCACCCGAGCAGGACGAAGAGGUGUAUGUUUUGGGUGAGCCGGGACGAUUCUACGUCGGAUCGGCCGCCACACUGCUCACGACGGUGCAGGGGAAAAAGAUUGUGCGGGAUGACGCCGGCCAGAUACAGCAGAUGAUGUACUACAUCAACGACGGCGUGUUUGGCACACUGUUCGAUUGGCUGAGUCUGCGCGAGAUCAAGGACCUAAAGCGAGCGGUGCCGUUGGUGCGGAGGGAGCGUGAGCACGAGCCUGCCUUUCCGACAACCAUCUGGGGCCCCACCUGCGACUCGACGGACAUUGUGUGUGAGGAUGUGCCGUAUCCGGAGCAUCACAUCGGUGACUACAUCGUGUUUGAGAAUCUCGGCGCGUACGGCAUGACGUUUGCGACCAACUUCAACGGAUUCCCCAAGCCGACGGUGCAAGUGUAUGUGAAGCAGAACACUUGGAACAUGCUGCACUCGAUCGCCGGUACCGACUGGAGGCAGAAAACACUCACCUUUUUCGAGAGAGAGUGCCCUAGAAAGGGGCCGGAACAAUCCAGCGACCAGCUUUAAAUUGUAUUGCAUUGUGUGUUUGUGUUCUUUGAGCAUGGGGUUUUAAAUAAAACAACCUCCUAAGUAUACCAGUGCCAGCAUACGCUCCAAAAUGGGGAUUGCAAAACUAACUAACCUCGGAUAUUUUGCCAUUACCUCGGCUGAGAAAUUCCCCGCUGUCCGUACGAAAUCGUCGGUUCGCUGGCGGAGUAGAUAAAUUUCAAGUGGCACUGUGGUGGUACCUUGGCCUCGGAGAGUGCUUCACAGAGAGAGGGAGAGAGGGCUUUUGAAAGUAUGGAAUGGAAUGGUUUCAUUUUUAUGUUUACACCACAGCAGACCCUCUUGGUGAAUCCUUUUUCCUGUCCAAUUUUCUAUUUCGACUAGCAUCAAGUGUUUCGACCCACUACGAGACUCAAAAGACUAGCUCCGGAAUGUACUCUUCAAGCGCACUUCUUCCUUUUUUAUCAUUUUACUUUCGCGCGCGCACCAACACAGCAAAAGGCAUCAUUUCUUCACUUUCUUUCAGUAACAUAAAACCGAAACCUUCCGCUUCCAGCAUGUUCCGGCAGAAAGGGGAACCGGUACCGGUACAGGCGAUGGAAAAGAUGAUCCCACUUUUAUUACCCUGUGGGUGCAAUAAUACAAAAAAGCUGUUGACGGUAAAAUAAAUUAGAUUUGAUGGAAAUUUUCCGAUCUCCUCGUCGGUGUGGAUGGGUUGCGGUCUAUAUAGUAUCCUUCCUUUCCGGGCGUUGGGGGUCCAUGAGCAACGUGCAAACAGACGGUGUGUGCCCCGAACGGGAAGGUAAUGCUUUAACCUGGCAAAUCCAGAAGAUGCUACACACGACGUACCCCCAUCGUGCCGGAAGGUAAAUCCUUCCCUGUUCUGCAAGCGGGGCAUGUAUUUUGCUCACGUCAUACCCACCCGCCAAGCCGGUGAAACUUCCGGCAGGAUCAUCACUGCCGCUCCAGACGGCAUGGAAGGUGUUUACGCGAAUGCUUGCCAGUAAAUCAGAGCCACAAAUAUAAGUGCUCCGAGGAGUGUGGUCGUAAAAUAUUGCAACCCACUGCCCCUUACACCGAUAGCGUGUGAAAUUUUCGUCGCCCAAGGAUACAGGACAGGCACCAUCACCACCACCACCAGAAGCGAGCGGACGAAGAUGAACCGAACAACCUCAGAUGUGCUAAAUGAAUGUGCUUUGGAGAAUGCGAAGGAAGGCAGAAGCAGAGCAGCGGGUGGCGUUUUUCCUCAACAUCCUAAUUAGAUCCAACGGUACGGAAACUUUACCACCAGCAGUGCGUUUAAACAAGAUCAUCCCAAGCGGUAGGGAACCGCAUAAAACGAUAAAAAAAUAUCUCGCACUUAGGAACAACUUUUCCGUCGUAAAUUAAAAGUCCUCUCGGGCCGGAUUCCCUUCCCCUUCGCUUCCGAAAAUACCUAUUUUAACGCAAUUUAAACCUAUACACACACACACCUUGUGUGCGCACAUUACGCACAUCAACCUUCCAUCACCAGGGGCAACGCGGCGCGAAACGGAAGAAAGCAAACAAAGGAACGUUUUUAAGCACCAUGAAGGCUACAUUUAGGCGCAUCACCAGAUACGGUGCAGCGUCUCGUGCGCCGGAUUUGGGCUACGAGCAGGUAGGCAGGUGCAGAUCGUAGCCAUUAUUUACGGCACAACUUGAGUGAAAUUAUGUGCUAAUUAAACGUGAUUCAUUCCCGGUAGUAACGCGGACGACGAUGGAGUAGCGUACUGUGCGCCUUCGUACUGUGCGGUGAAAGUAACAACAAUAGGCAGCGUUUUCUGCUGUGUCUCUAUUUCUACUGCUGCUGGCUACAGAUUCUGUGGCAUUGUUGCCACAUUGGAUGGGUUUGUUUUGUUAUUUGAAAAUGCUCUCGGAUGGCGAUUCUGGAUAAGGCGUACCUUGUGGGGUCUAGCCUAUGGCCAUUUCAGCAACACACAAAGACGAGCUUUGUCUAUUUGUUACCGAAGAGAAUGGGCUUUUGUUGCAAAUUCUUUGAUGACUCAAACAACCCUCCAGGGAGUUCUAGUAUCCGCAACUGUACUUUCAAGAUUACAUGAGUUAAUUCCCUGCUCAACCCCGGCUAAUGGUGACGACCUCAACCCAAGUCAUUCGAUAUUUCAACGACAUCAUCAUUCAAACUAAAGUGUGAAAUGUCAGUACAUAAAACGGAACACAGCGCGCCCUUAAUGUCCUUGUCACCAGACGCACCAGAUGGCCAUUCCACGAUGGCUGUACGACCCAUAAACAAUCAAUACACCCUCUGUCUCUCCCACCUUCUGCAGAGAACCGGUAAACGAAAAGAGCGAUAAAAAAGUUCAAACAAACUGCCCAAAAAUGUUGGGCCACCCAUCCAUGUUUAGGCAGCGAGGAUGUCCGCGGAGACACACCCCAUGACACACUUCAUUUACGAUUCCGUGUGCGUACCGUUAACGACAGGACGAUAUACGCACUUGUUCUUCUGGUCUGGUAUUGACACUGUCAGAAUGUUAUCAUUUAAUUUUCAUCGCAUCCUGCCGCCGCCGCCUUGUUGUACGUAAGUAGGGCGAGAGCUGCCGGGGACGGCAACAAGCCGGCAACAAACUGCUCGACUCGAGACGUGUGUUUAUUUUGUGUCCCACUAGAAGAACCGAAGCAUCUUCAGUUACGACGCAUGCCGGAAGUAUCGCUUGCCAAAUAAAUACCCAAGCCCCAAUGCAUGCCAAUGCCGAAGAAUAACUCAAUAAAAGUGAAUGUUUCCUCGUUGUCUAAUGGCCGGAGUAAACGAAGGCUGUUCCCCUUUCUCCCGUGCGCAUAAAGUUUGAUUUGUUUGACGAGAAGCUAUUCCAUUUCCAAUCUCCACUCUGCCACCCGUUGCCAUACGAGAACAUCAUUUCCUGGAGUCUUAAAGUGUGAAAUGAUGCAUAAAACAACGCAAUGUGCUUGACGAACGAAAACGAAAAGUGACGCUACUAAACGGUCCUGAAGGUCUUGGAGAUGAGUCGUUUGACCGUUCAGAAGUGUUCCAUCGUUAAAAGAUGCCUCGUUCCGUAAUAGGUGUAGGUCCGAAUAAUAAACCCCCCAAAAAAAGCUUUCCCUCUCCCAAAGCGUACAAUAAAUCCGACUAGACUGCCAACUGA